AUGGGCGGGCACGACCAGUCUCGGGAUAACCCGCGGUGGCACGCGAACAACAACGUCCUGCAGCGGUUCCUCGCGAGCAGCGCCAGGGUGAACGCGUUGGACGGGCUGAGCAGCUCCGGGUCCGCGGAGGAGGCGCGUUCGUUCACGCUUUCUGUUUUCACACUGGUCCCCGUACGACCCCGUUCGCGCUGUGAACUUCAUUCCUUAAGGACUUUCUCUCCCAGCGCGCGUGUCUCUCCGCCCGCCACCCCUCGGUUUCGAUCCCGACAUACCUCGACGCCUUUCAACUCCAUAUCUGACGCCUUUCAACUCCACCCCGACGUCGGUCGCUUCGCGCGGACCGUCGACGCUCAGAUCUUGACGGGGACGGAGGAGACGCCGCUGUUCACCAUCUACAGCACGGCGUUCCCGGCGAGCAUGACGCCGCCGACGUGGAAGCCGCCGCCGCCGCCGCCGAAGCCGCCGCCGAAGCCGAAGCCGACGGGGAGGGGGGGGGAUUUAGGGGUGGGGGUGAGUAGGGAGAGCGCGACCGCGGUGCGCGGAAGUUAG
This is a messenger RNA of Micromonas pusilla CCMP1545, 549 nucleotides long. RefSeq lists its product as uncharacterized. The record is from RefSeq and is a predicted model, not a curated record. The coding region runs from base 1 to 549 and encodes 182 amino acids. NCBI's taxonomy places the organism in Eukaryota, Viridiplantae, Chlorophyta, Mamiellophyceae, Mamiellales, Mamiellaceae. The transcript has a single exon.